AUGGAUCAAGAGUUCAACGCUCUUCUUCACAACAACACGUGGCGAUUAGUUCCCCCAGACCCAACCAUGAACAUUAUUGGGUGCAAAUGGGUCUUUCGUACAAAACGGACUGCCGAUGGCUCGAUUGACCGCUAUAAAGCUCGUUUGGUAGCCAAAGGUUUCAAUCAAGUAACAGGGGAGGAGUUUUUUGACACGUUCAGUCCAGUCGUCAAGCCCACGACUGUCCGCAUCCUGUUUUCUUUAGCUGUCUCGAACAAGUGGACUCUCCGUCAGCUGGAUGUCCACAACGCCUUCCUGAAUGGCCAUUUAGCCGAGACAGUAUACAUGAAACAACCACCAGGAUAUGAAGAUCCAACACACCCUGAUCAUGUCUGUUUUUCUUCGUCCAAGACUGAUGUCUCAUUAUUUUACCACUCGGCGGGUGUCUCUAAAGUGUUUCUACUCGUCUAUGUGGAUGACAUCAUCAUGAUGGGCAGUGACGCCACCCUUGUUGAGUCCUUACUACAUCGCCUUGCGUCAGCAUUCAAGAUUAGAGAUCUUGGCACUCCGGGGUUCUUCUUGGGCAUCGAGACAGUAUCGGCUAAUGGUGGGAUGAUUUUGUCACAGCAUAGGUACAUGGUGGACUUACUUCAUCGGUCUGGGAUGACGGACUGCAAAUCCCUUACUACCCCAGCGUCUGUUACUCAAGCUGUCACUCCGUCUGAUCAACCUUUUGAGAAUCCUACGCAAUAUCAGCGCAUUGUUGGGGCACUGCAGUACCUGACUAUCACUCGGCCAGAUCUCGCGUAUGCUGUCAACCGCCUAUGUCAGUUCAUGCACUCCCCUACUGACGACCACUGGGUAAUGGUGAAACGUGUGUUACGGUAUAUCAAGGGCACUCUUAACUACGGUCUUCGACUCUCUCCUUCCGCUUCAAGCGACAUCCACGCCUACUCCGACUCUGACUGGGCUGGGUGUCCGGUUGACAGGAAAAGCACCAGUGGCUAUGCCGUCUUUCUCGGGAGUAAUUUUUUUUCCUGGCUCUCUCGGAAGCAACGCACUGUUGCUCGCUCCUCCACUGAGGCGGAAUAUAAAGCCCUAGCUGAUGUUGCAGCUGAAGUCACCUGGAUGGUCUCUCUGUUGCGGGAACUUGGGUUGCACACUGGGCGUCCCUCCAACUUAUGGUGUGACAACCUCGGCGCUACUUACUUAUAUAUGCGCUAA
Ipomoea nil (Japanese morning glory) is the source of this 1203-nucleotide messenger RNA. RefSeq lists its product as uncharacterized. The record is from RefSeq and is a predicted model, not a curated record. The transcript is spliced from 2 exons. The coding region runs from base 1 to 1203 and encodes 400 amino acids. Lineage: Eukaryota; Viridiplantae; Streptophyta; Magnoliopsida; Solanales; Convolvulaceae.